GCUAUCUUGGCUCAUUUGGCACUACACAUACAUCAAUAAUAACACACUCGGUGUUUUAAUGAGUUAACAUUCUGACCUUGAAAAAGAAUUCAUAAACUAACUUGCCAGCAAGUUAUUAUCAUUUACUAUCAGUAAAGACAUAAUUCACUGCUGCUUCGUUCAAUAAGAUGUCAGAAACGAGCCAGGUUCCAGCACCCGUCAGGGCCCAGCGUGCAACUGGAAUGUCUAAUGGUUUAUCAUACUCGACACUGAACAAAUCACCCACAAAGCAAGCUUUCAACACCCUCAAGAAUUUUCUUAGAAGUAAGAGUUCAAUUUCAGAUUUACGAAUGUGGUCAGAUUCUAAGAAAGAAGAUGUGAGAGAAUAUCCUGGAUAUCCAGAGCCCUUAGUACUCGGACGUUUACAUGAGAGCAAGAGCUCCUCAAGGUUAUCGGACUUCAAAUUUAAAGGCCCACGGAGAAAAAGGUCUUUGGGUUGUCUUGUCCCUCCACCUCACGGAGAACAUUUCAGCAAGCACCAAUUUUCGAACCAUGAAUACCCUAACAGCUCUUCAGAAAGUGUACAUGAUACAAGACCGUUUAUCGUACCCAUUCCAGCCCCUCAAAAAUUUCACUCUGCUGCAUCAUCCCCCCAGUUGAAUUUAAUUCGAAACUCUACUUCAACCAAAACUUCAACCAAAACUUCACCUACAAAAGCAAGCUUUUCCUUAGAUGGAAACACAUCAUACAGCACUUAUAACGGGUACAAUUCCAGUAAUGAUACUGAUCAACUACCACCUUCCACACCAUGUAUGUCGGAUUCAUACGCAUUUUCAAGAGAAUGGGUGGCUCCGAACACUAUAAGGGGUACAUAUAUACACGACUGGACAGAUAAUGCAAGUCCACGAUCGCUCACAGAAAGCUUGAAGGUUGGUAAAGUCGAAACACCAUCAAUGAGAAUAACUCAAUCUUCAAACCAUACUCCGACAAGAAAUCAUAACGGCAACGCAAGUAUAUCAAGCCUGGGACAAGUUUCCACCAGUGACAAAACAAUGUUAUCUUCUGAUUCUUUUUUGCUUGAUGCUGUUACCCAUGUUGCUAAAAGUGCACCGGAUCAGUCAAAACUAAAGCUAGAUCUGAGAGAUUUAUCUAAACCAAGUAACCCACAUCCAUCUCCAUGCACGAUUGACAACAAGCAAGAACCCAUACUCAAGCUUGGAGAGCCAAUUAUAAUUUCUUCUAAAGCUACCGAGUGCAAUACUAGAUCAGAAUCUACAUCUGAUUCAGACACCGCGUCAAUUUCUUCCCGACAUUCACAAGGUUCACAAUUUUCUUUCAUGCCGAAUAGGACUCCAUCCAUAAGGUUUUAUAAAUCUAACGAACAGGUUGCGCUAGAGAAAGCUAUGGACGAUGAUCGGUUAGAUAGAAUUAAAUUCAAAGAAUUCCUGGGCACUUCAGAAGAUGUUGAAAAUGAUCUUCUGGACAUGUGUUCUAAUGGAAAAGUAACAGAUGGUCUGGAUGAAGCUGUUAACUAUAUAGACUAUGAAGAAGAGGACGACACAGAUGCUUUAUUCAACAGAGAUUUGUUUGGACUUGGUGAUUCUCACGGAUCUAAAGGUUUGGGUUUAGAAUUAGAUGAUGAUGAGUUCAAUCCGAGAAGUACUGUUCUUGAGCUGGGUAAGGAUGAGUUUGAUGAUAGUGAUAAUGAUCAGUGCGACUAUGCUACCGAUAUUGACUAUUCUCCCAGGGCCAAAGGCUUAGAACUGCAUGAAGAUAGUUCUGAUAACGAUGGUACCCCUAGGGUCAAAGAUGCAAAGAUUUUUAGCAAUGAGUUUAAAAUUGGGUAUUCUGCCUCAACCGAGUUUGAAAAGCGUAAUAUGCCUUCAUGCCUGAAAGAUGAUGAACAAAGAGUGGCCGACGAAGUACUUUUUGGAUCUAUGAAAGCGGAGAGGGAAGAAAAUCCUCUUACUGUGAAGGACGAUAUUAAUUUAAAAAAAGUCAAUGCAAAGGAUUACCACAAUAUUUCAAGUUCCGAAGUCAGCAAAAACGCUUCAUCGAGAGACAUUUUACAGAUUUUGAACCAUAACGAUCAAGGAUUAGUUUUCAGGCCUCAAAGUCAAGAGAUUCAGAUGCAGCAUCAACCUUCUGCUUCGAUUCACAGACAUAGAUCUCUUAAGUUUCAUCAUCUAGCAAGCAAUAUUGAAGAUUCAAGAUACUUAAAUGGAAAUACACCAAAAAAGUUUGGUACACAGGAAGAGAUUUGGGAAGACUCAGCAUUAGAUGAAGUUAACCUUAUCCCUGAGGAUUAUGAGUAUGACAGUGAUUACGAGAAUGCUUUUGAUGACAGAAGCAACCACAGUAACGAAAGAAAUAUGAAAAGCAAUAGGUUUUCCACAAUGGUUUCAUCGACUGAUGAAUUAAAUUUUGGUAUUGGUGACGCAGGCCAAAGUAUUAUCAGCAACGAGCCACAUCUAUGGAAAAACCUUAUCAAUAAAACUGCAGAAUACCCUUCAGAUGCUGGUUCUGUGAGUAGAAGCAGGAGUAUUCAGCAUGUUGAGCGAAUCCAGCUUGACAAUCGUACAAUUACUUUGUUCAAUCGCCCGCGGGAGGAGAUAAAUCAGGAUAUAUCGAAUACAAAAGAGGAACAUUGUUUAGGCAACAAUGAGAAUAGCGAAGAGUCGGGACUCACUCAUACCAGGCCGCACUAUGAAUUCACGUUGCACUGA
This is a messenger RNA of Pichia membranifaciens NRRL Y-2026, 2705 nucleotides long. RefSeq lists its product as hypothetical. The record is from RefSeq and is a predicted model, not a curated record. NCBI's taxonomy places the organism in Eukaryota, Fungi, Ascomycota, Pichiomycetes, Pichiales, Pichiaceae. The transcript is spliced from 2 exons. The coding region runs from base 168 to 2705 and encodes 845 amino acids.